Molecule: messenger RNA, 990 nt
Organism: Cantharellus anzutake
Lineage: Eukaryota; Fungi; Basidiomycota; Agaricomycetes; Cantharellales; Hydnaceae
Exons: 4
Coding region: 1-990 (329 amino acids)
Source: RefSeq, a predicted model, not a curated record
AUGCUGCCACUCCAGGCUGUUUUCCAUGGCCACUCAUCCAGGUCACUUCCCCCUCCAUCGUCUCCUUGCUAUGAUGAAGCCCUGGAAUUGGGGUUUCACUUCCUCAUCUCCAAUACCGACACAUACUGGGCAACCAUAGAGACGAUGAAGCUAUAUGUCAAGGAGAUCUUGGUCCCAUACUUCAUGGAACAAAAGAAGAAACUUUCACUCCCAGAUGACUACCGCUGUAUUUGGCAAAUUGACGUGUGGGCUGUCCAUACAUCUUGGGAAUUUCGAGAAUGGCUCUAUAGCCAAUUCCAUUGGAUUAUCUUCCUGGAGGUUGCACGGGCCUCUUUCAGCCUUGUGACCUUGCAGAUGGAGGAGAAGGAAAAUGUUAUUGUGGUUCAGACAGGUCUUCCAGAACUGCAAUGGUGGAUGGUUCGCAUCCUUGUCAAGGCAUAUCAUGAAGUAAACAAACCCAACAUUGUACUGAAGGCCUUCAAGAAAGCACAAUCAGGUGAAUUCAGUCUAGCGCAUCCAAGUCUCACAAGCCUGGCCAUGCUUGACAUCUUGAAGACCCUCCACAUUGACAACCCAUGUCUUUUUUCCGAGUUUUCAAAGCCAUGCUCAGUUCCUGAGGCACCCCUGAAUCGCACUCAACAUGCAGAUGACAUUUCCUUCAAUGCCACACUCAUGCAUACUCUCACUGGGGAAGUUCCGGAAGGCCACCUGCUUCAACCAGCCACAAAUACCCUUCAGCCUCAGCCUACACUUGUGAAUGAACUAGACAAUGACUUCCCUGAGGACGAUGCUGAUGAUUUGGGUGAGGAUGACAGUAAAAGUGGCAGCAAAGUUGGGGUUUCUGGUAGGAACUCCAUGGAAUCUGGUGAACUUGGACAUGAGGGCAGUGUGGUGUCUUCUAGUUGGGGUCCAGGGUCGGCACAUCAAGGGGGGAGGAUGAGGAAACCUGUGGAUUUGGCAGUGCGAAAUAGAUGGUGGGAGGGGUGGUAA